UACACUUGUCCAUGAUAAUAAAUGCAGUAUUAAGUGACACGCGUGAAUUGUCAAAUGCAUAGACAUUUAGUCAAUUAACCUUUAAAUAAAAUUUAUUUCUUAAAUGUUUAGUAUAUGUCUAAAGUUUUGGUGAUCGCGUAUUAUUAACUGUACCUUGUAAAAUAAUAAUUUUUUUGUUUAUUUAUUUAGUAUUAAAAUACGGAAAUUUAAUUGGCUCAAUUUAUGUUUUUAUUUACAAAUAAACUGUGAAUGAAUUAACGCGAACAUAAAUAAUCAGUAAAAUGACUCUCAGUUAUUUUUGUUUGACUGUUUUGACUAUAUUUGUGAAAGAUAAUAAAUUAAUAAUGAUUGUAAAAUAACAAUAGAAAUUAUAAACUCUGUAGCAAAAUGAAAAACAACUAAAAAUAGUUAUAAAUUUUUGUGAAAUUAAUUUUGUCUUUUAGAUCAAUUAAGUGAGUGUGAGGCAUUAUUGUGGUUUCAAACAAAAGAUCAUUGAAAUGUAUCUGGAUUGGUUGACCUUGGUGAUACUGGCAUUUUCAGUGAUUCAAAAUUCUCAUUCAGAAGUUUUACAAUGCAAAGUGCCGAAUAAUUUUUCUAUUGAAUUGAGCCCGGGAAUGAGAACAAAUUACUUUGAUACAAAUCUUCAAGUAUCAAUUGAUUUGAAUUUGAUUGAAUUUCAUUCAUUCAACAAUUCAAAUGUCGUUCAUAUAAAGGCUAAAAAUGUUGCCGUGGGAUUCAAAGGUCAGGCAAUUAAUGAAAUAACGAUUGACAGUAUUAAUACUGUUGAAUCAGGUGCUGAAAAAGUUAGCCACAGUUUUUUAGAUCAAAUAAGUGGUAUUGCCAAAAGACUACCUGUCAAUGAAACAUCAUCUAUGAUUUACGACUGCAGAUUAGUUUUGUUUCCUUCUUCAAUAGAUUCUUUUUCAGGAAAAAUUUCAAAUGAUAUUCGACGAGUUACUGAGUCGUGUAUUGAAAAUGUUAUUUGUGCGAGAUUUGCCAGAUUAGAACGAUGGAAAUUUAUUGAAAGUUAUGAAAAUUCAAUAAUUAUACCACUGCCUGCAGCUAAAAAUGUCCUUGACAAUGUUGUAGACAGAGACGUUGUUGUUCCAACAAAUAUUGGAUCAUUCCAGAGUAUCAUCAAUAAAAUAACUGAUAUUGCACUGGCAGAGGUUGUUGCAACACUUAAACAAGACGACAAUGGUAUGAUUGGUAUACCCGAUGUCGAAGAAGAUUUUUCAACUGGCAAAGGCAUUUUAAAAACAAAUGGAAAAAUAAAUGCUUAUGAAGGAAAAUUUGGAAACUUAGCAACCCUCAAAAGAAUCGCUGAUGUUGUUUUAUCAAGCAAAGGGUAUAGAUACGAGGGAACUUGUGCAUUUGCUUUGGCUGUUACCAAAUUAUUUUACAAACAAUAUAAAUUAAAAUAUGGAAUGAUAAAGUUAGAUGGACAUAUUGACGCAGCUAUUGAUGGAAUUAGUUUGGGCACGAGUGUGUCAAUUGAUUAUACACAAACUCCAUGUAUUGCAACUGUCCAGAAAAUGGAAGUGAUACAAUUUGGAAAAAUUAAAGUUGACAUAAGUGGACUUGGACCUCUUAAUUCUAUGGCUGGAAGUAUAUUUGGUUGGAUUGGUGAAGAAUGGAAAAAAGAUAUUACUAAUGUAAUUGAAACAAAAUUAACAUCAGCUAUACAACAACAGUUGGAUGUGUUGAACUGUGAAAGAUUUAGACCAUAAAUUUUUGUAUUUAAAAUAAGAUAAAUUAAAUUUUUAAUAAAUCAAUUUUCAUCCUA
This is a messenger RNA of Aphidius gifuensis, 1786 nucleotides long. RefSeq lists its product as uncharacterized. The record is from RefSeq and is a predicted model, not a curated record. NCBI's taxonomy places the organism in Eukaryota, Metazoa, Arthropoda, Insecta, Hymenoptera, Braconidae. The coding region runs from base 498 to 1730 and encodes 410 amino acids. The transcript is spliced from 7 exons.